AUGACAAUUAGACAACCACAUCAUAUCCCGGGAUGUCCCAGCUUCCAAGACCUACACCCAGAUAGAGAGACUCAAGAGCAACCGCACUCGCAACCACCCAUGACGCCAAAACUACAGAUUUCAAGUUUAGCAUCUGUGGUCACGCCUCCGCCACCACCAAGUCCUACACAACCACCAACUCCAAAAGCCGCGAGGAGACGGUCACCGAUAACGAACUUUGUGCCUAGAAAGUUGACCUUCACCGAUCAAGACAUGAAGUUUUCAGCUUUUGAUCACAGUAGUCCAAUGAUGGCUGAACAUUCACUGGAACCAGUUCCUCACCAAGAAUAUCUUGGACAAGUUCAACUUCCUCACCAGCCAACUCAACUACCAUCUCCAGACCCAACCUUCACUAGACUCCCACAUCCGGACGAAAUUGAGUGGACAACCGACUCAUCAGAAGAUGAACGAUUACUUUUAGUGAAACCACACCUCACUCCUUCUGAACCUUCAUCUUCUCCCAAGCAAAAUUCCAGUCGACCAUUACCUCCUAAAAUCACUUCUUCCUCCAGAGACUCGAUCACUCGCUUAAAGCGUAUAUUAACCCCAGCACCUCUAUCUCUUCCAACACCACGACGAAACUCCUCUCUACAUCGUAAUGGUUCACUUUCAAAACCGAUCUUGUUUUCAUCACCGGUGAAGGAAACAAAAGCUGUUUUGGUGCCUGCCACAGAAAUACCAAUUUACCACACCUAUCCCAGGACCAAGAAGGAAAAGUCCAACGCUUCUGGCGGAGUUGCUAUUACUAGCUCAGUGGAAGAGCACAGUCAACAGAAGAUUAUUUCACAGUGGACUGGUCUCACUGAUAUUCGGAAGCACCCCAGUUCUUAUCGUCAUAAUACUACAACUUCAUCUCCAUCAUUACUCACUAUUAUGUCUACUAACAACGCACAUCACAAGCUGAUCGAUACCUCCGCUGGAUACCCUAUUCCAGCCAAAAGUCCUCUCCGCCAAAUCAAACACGCCAAUGCAACAUUACUCAAUCCCAACAUUUUAUACACCAAAAAUAUCGAAGGUGAAGUAGCGAAUAUGAGAAGUGAUACUCAGCAAAAUCAAGAGCUGGACUCUUCUACGGUAUCAACUCGCCAUGAAGACAAACCCACAACCAUUCAAGCCACAAAUCAUAGAUCGGUGAAUGCAACAAAACUCGUUCCAGAAAAUAUUAUUCCGGGGUUGCUCAAUGUUCCACAACCAAAUCCCAAAAAUCCAGCAAGAUUGGGAACCAAAAAUGUCAUUGAAGCAUUUUUUGAAGAGGAUAGUGCCGCAAUCCCUAUUGAAGAUCCUGUCCGCAAAUCACCAGCAACUCAUGUCGAGAAGCCAAGUUUGGACGGCUCUUUCAAGUUUCCAAAGACGCCAGAGAGGAAUAACGAUGAUGUCGAACGCAAAGCUGAGCAAUUUAGCAAGCAAAACAUUCCGAUCCAUGAUUUUGCCCGUGGUUCUAGAAAUUCUCCUGCCAAGAAAUAUGCAUCGAAAGGACAACACGGGAAUAACCUUCCCAAUCCGAGAGCCAGCACAGUUGAAAAUGAUGUUAGUCCAACAUAUGUACCGAAAAGUCCCGCACUGGCCAAAAACAGCCCCGAGUCUGCCAAAGAUGUCCCUGUCUGUGUGAGAGAUGUGGACCAUCCCACAUUACCUGAUCAUCAUUGUCAUCACGGUCUGCCGAUAUCUCGCUUCAGCCCAAAGAAUGGUGGUUCACCAAGUCAACAUGUUCAUAAUACAUUUUAUGGACAACAAUAUCACAUCAGCAACUACUUAACACCAACGAAGAGUCCGCCAAAGUGGAAUCCACCAAAUGUCAAGCAUGAAUCAAACGCCGCAGGCCAUGGUCAAAAUGUGGUUGGAGAUUCCGGAUCCGGGGGCUAUAUGGCAGACAAGGACGAAGAAAAUGUUCAAUUACGAAUCAAUAUUGCGGUGCUUGAAAAUGACUUGAAGCACAAAACGCAAGAAGCGGAAGACCAAGCAAAGGGAAUGGCCAUUUUCUUCCGAGCUCUUGGGUCUCGCUUUCCAGCCUUGACCAACGCAUUGUUGACUCCAGCUGCUACUCAAGAAGGAAUGCUUGUGAAAGCGGGUGAGACGAAUGGAGGAGAACUCACGAUCGGGGGAGAUAUGCAGGCGGGUAAGAAAAUCAUGAAAUUGGAGAUGGAAGUGGAUGUUCUUCGCCGGGAAAAUCGAAUUCUUCGAGGACAGGAACGAGAGAAACGUCUUGCUGCUGAGUUGGACUUUGAUCGCCGCGUUUUUGGAACAGAGGAGUAUCGGUUGAUUACUACUCCCAAAGAAGCGGUCCCUGAGCUUCAUAAAAUUCAAGAGGGAAAUGAAGUUAUCAACCCUACCACUCCGAAAGAGCAAACUCAAAUUGUCGUUCAUGAAGAAAAGUAUCAGCAAUCUGUCUCUGAUUAUGAGGAGUACCAGCAAGAAGACUCUCUAGAAGACUCGUUCAAAGAUUUUCAUCAAGACCUCACCAACGAGUAUAUCGAAGAAGGCGUCUUUCAUGGAGGCUGCGAAACCACUGAGCAAUUAGAAACCUACAUACGGGACUUGCAAACUUGGGUAAACAAUCGACAUCGUCCUACCAAGGCUACAAAUGUAGGGAUGUUCUCGUUGGAGGAGAGCUUUGAUCUCAUCGAUAAGCAUUAUGUUGAUGAGAACAAGGUUGCUAAAGUCGUGAUUGAGGAUAGUGGAAAGCUGCAAGUCGCAGCUAGUCCAGCACGCAGUCUUCCUUCGGAAGACGAGAAGAAGAGCUACAAUCCUUUACCAAAGGAAUUGGGGAAUGGUCAGAACGCAAGAGCUUUGCAUCGAUUCAUGAACUUUCCUGCACCAACAGUUCUGAAGACUGGUUUUGAUGCCGCACAAGCGGUCACUGGGGGCGAUUAUGACUCUCUUAAAGACACCCAAGCCAUUGAGGGACGACCUCCACCAUUCUUUCGAGACAAAAUUGCCAGCGGCAACAUAUGGGAGUCUCGUGAGGAAAAGACCAGUGCGCUUGUAACUCAGCGAUUGAUGGCAGGUGACAGAGAUAGGCGUGUUUCUGUUGACUUCUUCAAGCAUGGAAUUCAAUUCGUGCCAGCCCAACCAGAGAACAAACAUCAAGAGACGGUUUUGAUUGGCAACUUACCUCACAAUAUCGAGCUCAGAGAUAUCCUUAACCGAGUUCGAGGCGGCAAAAUCGUUUCUGCAAUCCUCCUCGACACCAAACCACUUACAGGCAAAAUGUCAGCUCUAGUUCGCUUCGUAUACGAAACAUCAGCAGCCCAGUAUAUUUCGUACGUCAAAGAAAACCCGAUUUACUUCGGCGAAGACGACACAAAACUCCAAGCCGAAAUCAUUCUCCUCCCCACCCCCUCCUACCCCCUCAACUUCGGUCUAACCAACGCAAUCUUCAACCUCUCCCACACACGCUGCAUCGCCAUCCCGUACUUUCCACAAAUCUCCAUCUCAUUCUUCGAGACCAGUCUCUCAUCUACCACGUUCCGGCAAUGCGCUACUCCGCCGACAGAGAUGUGGUUAGACGAAGAUCGCACUAUGCAUUUAGAGUUCGCGAGCGUGUCGGAUGCGGGGAUGGCGAGAGGGAAGUUGUAUAACUGGGCACCGUUUAGAGGGCUGGAGAUUAGGUCUGACGCAGAUCCUUGUGCUGGACCUGUUGAGGAAUUGGCUCUUGAGGUUGAGGCGAGAAAGCCGUUGUUUCCGAGGGGUGGCUUUGUGGAUGGAACGACUUUUGGAGGGCAGGAUUUCGAGAAGAAGGUCGCAGAGGAUUAUUCGUUGAAGGAUAUUAGGACGACUGGGUAUGGUGUUGAAACCAAGAAUAUCGAUCUUGCAAGCUCUUUAGCGAACAUUCUUGCGAAUUCGUCGUGGGCGGAUGAAGUUAACGAUCAAAACGCAACUACUGAGAUACCGCUACUUUCUAUUUCUGACGAAGAAAGUACAGCAAAACCAGCUCAUCCUCUACCCUUGCAAUCCAACAACACAAACCUCAAGCCCCUCAAAGGUCUCGCAACAAGUAUCUACGCACCCAACCCCUCUCCCCUCGAUUACUCCCACAAACUCAACCACUCUCCCCCCAGAACCCCGGCACCGCCCAAAGACGAACUUAACGGCAGCAAAACACCAUUUGGCACAGACGGCCAAACCUCACCACUCGAAAACGAAAUUUCUCCUCUCCAGCAGUCCAUGCGAAAGCUAAGCGAGGAAGCUGUAGUACAGAAGAAAUUGCUCCGGACUACACCACCAAGAAAACAUAGUCCACAAAACACUGGAACGUCUCGCAGUGGCCCAGGUGGUAAUGGCAUGAAGUUAGGUGUUAAGGAGAGGAUUAAGCUGUUUGAUCAACCGUCUGCAGGUGUUAACCCUGAUGAACUGGUUCUGGAUUAA
This is a messenger RNA of Glarea lozoyensis ATCC 20868, 4404 nucleotides long. RefSeq lists its product as uncharacterized. Bases 1 to 4404 code for a protein of 1467 amino acids. Lineage: Eukaryota; Fungi; Ascomycota; Leotiomycetes; Helotiales; Helotiaceae. The record is from RefSeq and is a predicted model, not a curated record. The transcript has 2 exons.